ACAUGACUCGCAAAGCAGGAAGUGAGUGCUUCAGUCUCACAAAGUGUACUGUACAUCCAGCAAGAAAGUCCGUCCUGAUCAGUGGUUAUUAAUUUUUUUUCUAUCCCCCACAGUCGGUUGAAAAAUAAACGAUCAAUAACAUCAAGAUGUUUUCGAGGAUUCUCUUUGUGACCCUUGUGCUGUCUGUUUUGGGGACUUCUAUAGGCGUAGAAGACUGUACAGAACUGGCGUCCUGUGAUCUGUGCACAAACACAGCUGAAUGUGUGUGGUUGAAUUGCUCAGACGGAAAGUUUUCCUGCUAUAACAAUAAUGCUAGUUUGGAGGCUAACUGCACCAACACCACCUGCUCAACUAAUACAACAACGACUACAGCUCCCCCAGAGCCGACCACCACAGCGACUGCCAACGUCACCACAAUGACCGCCAACGUCACCACAACGACUGCCAACUCCACCAGUGAAUCUACAUCUACACAAGCCACGUCCAUUUCCACUGCAUCUACCCCAUCAAAUGCCACCACAACAGCGCUGCCUCCCACUCCUAAGAAGAAAGCGACGUUCGAUGCUGCCAGUUUCAUCGGCGGUAUCGUCCUCGUGCUCGGCCUUCAAGCCGUUAUCUUCUUCCUCUACAAGUUUUGCAAGUCCAAGGACCGCAACUACCACACUCUGUAAAAAAAAAAAUAUAUGGCACCAUUUAGACACACCAUGUUGCACAUCAAGUACAUGUACACACACACACACACACACACACACACACACACACACACACACACACACACAAAAACUCUUCGAUCUUCCUCCAUCCUCUUGUGCCACAUGAUUAUUUGAUGCCUGUGGUUUGAGCUUUAUAUGUAAAUGAAGUGAGGAUGUGAGUAAACACACACACACACACACACCAUAAAUUGUCCCCCAGAAGCAUUGGCAUUGUCACUUAACCCAUUCCCAUGUCUUAGUUUUCUUAUUCACAUGGUCGUCUUUCCCAGCAGUUCAAUUAAAAAUAAUCGCUCCACCGCUCCAGGCUGCGUAUCAUCACAUCGACGCCGCCAUUUUGUUCUCGUUUUAGUCCGAGCAGGUUUUCGAUGCCACUGCUUCUACGAGGUGGAGGUUAAACGUCACCACGGCCCGUUUCCUUACAUUUAAGCAUCAUCUGAUCAGGGUCAUGUUUCGACACGCAAGUGACAUCACACUAUUUUUGUUUUUGUUUUCUGCAGACCUUGUUCACGCAGACUUCGCAUCAUGAGAACAGAGGGCCAAUACGCUCCUCCACCCACACAAUAUCAGUCUCCCUGAUGCCAUAGAUGCAUGUUGACAUUUUUUUUGUGUGUGUGUGUGUUGUAAUUUAUUUCUUGCUUGAAGCUUUGCUUUAAAAAAAAACAAAAAAAAAACGAAAUGACACCGCAUGACCUAUUUGCAAUAAAUCAUCACAACUAGCUCAGAUUUACCGUCUGCGUUGCCAGGAUUAGUGAAUUAAAAAGCCACUAGCCAAGUCCUUUACUAUAAACGGUAAUAACGAAGCGUAUUGUAAACCCGAAGUGGAUGCUUUUGAGUUGCUUUGGUCCGUGUUUUUUUUUUUUUUUUUUGGGUCAUCUGCCCUUCCUCUUCUUUGAGCCUUAAACGUGUGAAUGCAUGAGUAUAGACUCUGGUCUGCUACUUCCUGCUGGCGCAGGCUGUGUGUGUUCUGUGUGUGCGUACUCUUAUUAUAUUAUCAGUGAGGUUGAUUAAAGGCUGCCAGCUGGACUGUUUGCAAUAUUAUAAAGAAUAUAUUAAUUAACGAUCACUUAACAAUAGUUCAGUUCUGCGUCGAGGUUCGUGAAACAAUUCCACCCGCCUUUAUGCUUUUCUGCUGCGUGUCGGCUUUUACAGUCCCUUCCACUUCAUCUACGUUUAAUUAAUUAAAUAAAAAAAAACGGUGUGAAAAUCCUAAGGUACUAAAAAAAAUAAAAAAUCACUAAACAUGUGCUUUCUUUGUGUGUGUGUGUGUGGGUGGCCACUGCAGCUGUAUGUUUUUUGUUUUUUAAUGGAAAGAAGGAAGACUCUUGUCAUCUGUGAGUUCAGGUCAGAGGUCACUCACAUCCUGUUUUUGUUGUAUCCUCAUUUUUUUGUUCAGUGUGUAAAAAGUGUUAGAGUGGGAAAACUCAGUCUGAGCUGCUUUGUCUUUCUUAAAGACUUUUCUCAGAAUUUUCCCAUAUAUAUAUAUAUAUAUAUAUAUAUAUAUAUAUAUAUAUAUAUAUAUAUAUAUAUAUAUAUAUAUAUAUAUAUAUAUAUAUAUAUAUAUAUAGUAAUUCAGGAGGCUGUUUUGGCUUACCUGGUGACAAUAUGAUUCAUUAUGUUUUUUUUUCUUUUUUUCUGAUUAUAUAUAUAUAUAUAAAAUGAUGUUGACCUGCCAAAUACAUGCAAGCACCGCUGCAUUUUGCUGUGUACUUAGUUUGAUACACUGUUCAUGAAAUUUGCCGGAGAAGAAUAGUGCCUGAAAAUAAAUGAAGGGUUUGACUUUGAGUAGUCGUGAUUAGCUUUGCUGCUAAUAAUAAUUAUAAUAAUAAUAAUAAAUGAUGCCGUCUGUUUUGAUAAAUAGCUUGUCAUUCAGUCAAGUUGGGUUUGGUUCUUAUUAAAGCGAUUUGUUGUUGUUGUGGGCGCCAUGAUUUUAUUCAAAUUUUUCUUUCCUUUCCGACAUUGCUCAGCGCCUACGUUAUUGCUGUCAUUUCGAUUUUUGAUCCAUUAAACGUCUGCCUUCGCAACUUUCGCCAAAACCACUUAAGCCAAUUUUGUGUCGUUCGAGCCGAUUGCUUUUACGCCAGAGGUGUCGACGUGAGCGUGAUGAACAUCUCCAUUAACGUUUUGCCUUUUUGCACUGGGAUUGUCAGUCACAUUAACUGUUAAUACAAAGUUUAGUGCUCGCUUGAAGCAUAUCCUACUUCUCCUAGUUUUUGUCUGGACAUUGAUUUAUGUAGCUAGGAUGAAUAACCAAAGUCAUGUUAUACAAGCAUCCCUCUUUUUUUUUUUUUUUUUCUCUGGUGGAGUGAUGCUAGGGUCAGAUUGUUUUCUCACAGAGCUAUCUGAUGUCAUCCUACUCUCUCUCUCUCUCUCUCUCUGUCGUCACAGAGCUCGUUUGUGUGGCACGGUAGCAUUCGGAUUAGCCCCAUGCUGAAACACAAGCACUGUUGAUUUCUAUAGAAACAGCCAUGACAAAUGAACCCGCUUUAUUUUUGUCGUUUCUCCCUGAACUGUAAUUACUCGUUUCUUGUUGCAUUUCUUGAAGACGAAGUGCCUUAAUGAUGUAGAAGGUUUAAAAAUGAAGACGUGUUUGGGGAGGGAGUUCUGAACGUUAAUACGGUGUAGAAAACUGAGAGUCGAGUGGGAUGGGAAAGCUUACGCCAUUGUCCUCUCUGUAUUGGUUCAUAUGAAAUCCCAGCACUUAUUUUCCUUCUCUCGGCUUUUUCCGUGUACACGAAUCAGAGAUGUAUUCAGGUUUGAGUGAGAGCAAACUUUAAUACACAUUCCUGCACCUGUACUUGCUAUAGUUUUUUUUUAUUUUUUUUUAUGUUGCCACAAGAUCUGCCUUAAAAUGUUUUGAGCUCUGGAAUCUUUGGUUUGUUUUGCGUUCUUUUUUUCUUUCGAGUUUUGCAGUGCCGAUUAUGUUUGAAAAUGUUCAAAUUCGAUAAUUAAUUAAAAACUGAGUAAAACGACAAA
This is a messenger RNA of Ictalurus punctatus (channel catfish), 3686 nucleotides long. RefSeq names its product CD164 molecule, sialomucin (gene cd164). Gene Ontology annotation, cellular component: cytoplasmic vesicle. The record is from RefSeq and is a predicted model, not a curated record. The transcript has 6 exons. Bases 147 to 671 code for a protein of 174 amino acids. NCBI's taxonomy places the organism in Eukaryota, Metazoa, Chordata, Actinopteri, Siluriformes, Ictaluridae.